Messenger RNA from Theobroma umbraticum, 2799 nucleotides. RefSeq names its product bZIP transcription factor family protein (gene TGA1). The record is from RefSeq and is a predicted model, not a curated record. NCBI's taxonomy places the organism in Eukaryota, Viridiplantae, Streptophyta, Magnoliopsida, Malvales, Malvaceae. Gene Ontology annotation, biological process: DNA-templated transcription; regulation of DNA-templated transcription. Gene Ontology annotation, molecular function: sequence-specific DNA binding; DNA-binding transcription factor activity.
CACGCGCUUGAAAUGGCGGGUUAGCCGCGCGUCGACUCAUUCUCCCGCGGAACGCAUUGGCCGUUCGUCUUCUCCUCUCCCCUCCCAAGUUCUUAAACAGCGCUUGAGUUCACGCUCCCCUUGCAUCAACUUCCUCAAAGACAAAAUUUUCCGCCGGAAAGAUGACGUGAGGUAGCACGCAAGAAGGGUGUGCGUAGGUUAAGGAGGGAAAACUGCGUAGGAUAAGAAUCCACCUGGUGCGCAUAUUAGAUGUAGUGGAAAGAAAUGAAUAUACAAAUAGUUUUUUUUUGGAUUUAAAAAAAAAUUUGAAAAUUUGUUAAUGGUAAAGCUGUUGACUCACUGUAGAUCACGAUAACUCAAAGACAAAUACAAGUAAUAAUUAAAAAUUAAAAGAUUAUACGAAAGAAUACAAAAUAGUAGCAGAUCAAAUUGUAGUGAUAAGUAAAAAAUUUAUAAAAAUGAAAUAAAAAAAUGGGGAACAGUUUGAAGGGGGGUUUUAAGGUGUGACGUUCCAAGUAGGAUCGUUGUUGGGAAUGAUGGGACUGAGGGGUUUGGGAGAGAAGAAGGAGGCAUUGCUUGUUGGAUUUCAACUGGGUUUUUUUGCUGCUUCUGCUUUUUGCUGUUUUGGGACGCUCAAAUUUUAGCGGGAAACUUGUUCUAACGGACCCUUUAAACGAAAGACUCUAAAGCUUUCAAAUGCCUCCCAUAUCAGUUUAAUUAUGCAAAAUCUGCCUCCAUCGUCAUUUCAAGAAUCAUGAACUCUCCAUCAACCCAGUUUGUACCUUCAAGAAGGAUGGGUAUCUAUGAGCCUAUCCACCAGAUUGGCAUGUGGGGAGAAAACUUUAAGAGUAAUGGCAAUCCAAAUACAUCUGCAUCAGUAAUUGUUGAAGUGGAUAAUAAGCUAGAGAAUGAGUCUGAGACUGCUUCACAUGAAAUGCUAGCUCCUUCUAACAAGUAUGAUCAAGAAGCAACUAAACCUAUUGAUAAGAUACAAAGACGUCUUGCACAAAACCGUGAGGCUGCUCGUAAAAGUCGUUUGCGGAAAAAGGCAUAUGUUCAACAGUUAGAAAAUAGUCGUUUAAAGUUGAUUCAAUUGGAGCAAGAGCUUGAACGGGCAAGGCAACAGGGUCUUUACGUGGGAGGUGGAUUAGAAGGUAGUCAUCUUGGAUUCUCUGGAGCAGUAAACUCAGGGAUUGCUGCAUUUGAGAUGGAAUAUGGACAUUGGAUGGAAGAACAAAACAGACAAAUAUGUGAACUGAGGACUGCUUUGAACGCCCAUAUAAGUGAUGUAGAGCUUCGCAUACUUGUGGAAAGUGGCAUGAGCCACUAUUUUGAACUUUUCCGCAUGAAAUCAACAGCUUCAAAGGCUGAUGUUUUUUAUGUGAUGUCUGGUAUGUGGAAAACAUCAGCUGAGCGCUUUUUCUCAUGGAUUGGAGGAUUUCGCCCUUCAGAACUUCUUAAGGUGCUCGUGACUCAGCUAGACCCCUUGACAGAACAGCAAUUUUUGGAAGUUUGUAACCUGAAACAAUCAUGUCAGCAGGCUGAAGAUGCCCUUUCACAAGGUAUGGAGAAACUCCAGGAAACUGUGUCUGCGACUGUAGCAGCUGGUCAACUGGGUGAAGGUAGUUACAUUCCUCAGGUGGCUACUGCAAUGGAGAAGUUAGAAGCUCUAGUCAGCUUUGUGAACCAGGCUGACCAUCUUCGGCAGGAAACGCUGCAGCAGAUGUCUCGCAUCCUAACAACCCGCCAGGCAGCUCGAGGCUUACUUGCUUUGGGAGAAUACUUCCAACGUCUUCGAGCUUUGAGUACACUAUGGGCUACCCGUCCUCGUGAGCCUGCCUAGCCUUUCAAUGCAAGAGCAUGCAUGAUGGUAGAUGAUCACUACAAGAACCGCAUUCCUGCAUACAGAGGUGCCUCUUGGUGGAUGUGAUUAUAAACAUAAUUAGCAUCAAUUUAAGCUGCCAACAUUUUUCAUGCAGCUUUCAGAAAGAACUGAGAUUCUGAGAUUUUGUACAUAUGAGUAGUUAUUUUACCUAGGGGAAGUUUGUGGUUAAAUCAAUUUUCAAUGCCGUGUUGUACAUUAUAUAUACUCUUGAAAGGAUAUAUAUAGGUUCUACAUUUGAGUUAUAUACCAGUUGGAACUUUGAUGUAUACUUCUCUAGGGUGUUCUUUCUGUAUCUUGAACAUGGCCGAUACAUAAUUGUGAAAAGUUGCUCAUGUAUUGGAAUAUUCAGAAUAUGUUUAAUAAAGCUUCACUUAAUAUGAAUUCUGCAGUUCAUAAAAUACUUCCAAUCUGGAAAGCAAACAACUUUGUUUUUGAUGUAGUGCUUGUUUGCAAGUUUGAAACAGAUUCAGAAAUUAAUUUGUUAGACCACAAAAGCUGUAAUUGGGUGUAUCAUUUGUGUUUUUAAUCAGAUGUUAUGUUAAUCUUUCACUAUGGUUAGCUGUGAUAUAUAUCAAUUGGAGAGCAAUUUCUUGCUAGUUUAUAGCAGAUAUAUUGGGUGUGUUGAUUUAUAAGUAAUUGUUUGCCUGUAAAAUAUAUUUGAGUAGACUCACAUCUUCUUGUUCAUGUUACUCAAAGAUACCAAGUGUUUCCAAAUGGAUCAAAAGAGGGAAUUGUAGUUGCGAAUGUGGGCAAGCAAACAGCAGAAAAAGAAAAAAAAAACAAAAAGGAAAAAUUCUACAUAACUAGAGAUUUUUAGUGUCAAAUGUAAGCAUUUGAAAAAUUUUGUGAAGUCCACUAGUCUCCCAAAUGGUCAAAUUUUGUUAAUGUUGACCUCUUUCAUUUUUCUUUCCCCC